Podarcis muralis (Common wall lizard) is the source of this 973-nucleotide messenger RNA. The record is from RefSeq and is a predicted model, not a curated record. Lineage: Eukaryota; Metazoa; Chordata; Lepidosauria; Squamata; Lacertidae.
AAAAGACAGUUACUUUACCCUAAUGCAAAUACAGACAAUAAUAAUAAUACAGAUAUAAAAUCCUUUGACUCAAUACACAACAGUAGUGUUGAGGGAAUAGGAGAAUCUGGUCAUAAAAAAAUGUGCCAUUACAUCUGAAGGGCCGUAAACUGGAGAACCCCCUCUCCUAGCGUGUUCUGAGGGUACAACCCAUAGGGAUAUUGCUGAAGUUCUGCAGCGUGUGUGUCUUAUCAGAGACCAGAUGAGGGACCAGCUGAGAGGCAUCCUCAGUUCCACAGAAGAAGGGUGAGAUAAGCCAAAACAUAUUAUUGUGGCCAUGAUAACUUGAAACUUGAUCUCUGCUCUUCAGGUGUUGUUUUUUCACAUGGUGAAAACUGGAAAGCGAUGCGGCGGUUCUCACUAAGCACAUUACGGGACUAUGGCAUGGGGAAAAGGUCCAUAGAGGACAGAAUUGUGGAAGAAUGCAGUGUCCUGAUUAAGACAUUUGAAUCUUACCAAGGACAACCUUUUGAAACCACCACAAUUAUUAAUGCCGCUGCUGCGAAUAUCAUAGUGUCCAUCCUACUAAACAAGCGAUUUGAAUACGAAGAUUCCACAUUUAGAAAGCUUCUGAAGUUGGUCAAUGAAAAUGUCCGGCUUUUUGGAAGCCCCUCUGUCAUGCUGUAUAAUAUAUUUCCUGCUCUUGGCUCGCUUUUGGGAGCCCGUAAAACUAUCCUUCACAACAGAGAUGAGAUCCAGGCCUUCAUAAAUGCCACCUUCAUACAACACCUCAGAGAUCUGGAUGAAAAUGACCAAAGGAGCUUCAUUGAUUCAUUUCUUCUGAGACAGCAAGAGGAGAAGGACAAGCUGAAUGGAUAUUUCAACACUGAAAACUUAAAAGCAGUUGUAAGGUCCAAGAAGAAAUUGCAAAGGUAGUUGGAUCUUCUCAACCAAGGAUUGAGCACCGAACGAAAAUGCCAUAUGUAGAUGCAGU